This is a messenger RNA of Anoplopoma fimbria (sablefish), 943 nucleotides long. RefSeq names its product desmoglein-2-like protein. Gene Ontology annotation, biological process: homophilic cell-cell adhesion. The transcript has 3 exons. The record is from RefSeq and is a predicted model, not a curated record. The coding region runs from base 239 to 943 and encodes 234 amino acids. Lineage: Eukaryota; Metazoa; Chordata; Actinopteri; Perciformes; Anoplopomatidae. Gene Ontology annotation, molecular function: calcium ion binding. Gene Ontology annotation, cellular component: membrane.
CAUUUAUGUCAGACCUUCCAGCAAUUUCCCAUGGACUGAUUUCCCGUUGCCGACCCUGCCUGUCUGGACUUCCCUGCCUUGCCUGUGCCCCGGUCAACGACUCAGCCUUCUGUCCCCGACCCCAAGUUUAGCCUCCGCUUCCUCUGGUUUCCGUCUGCCUGAUCCCCUGCCUGUUUCCCACUGACGUCCCUCUGCUCAGCACUCCGGUCAAGAGGACGCCUGCUGCCAUAUCUAGUGUAUGGGGCAGCAACAUAGCUUACAACACCAAAGCAAGCACAGCAGCUUCCUCCGUGGCUCUCAAGAUGGGCACUGCCAACAAAACCCACAAGUCCAGGUUUGGGGCCGACAGCAGGAUCUGGGAGAGAAGCUUGGGAGAAUCCAGAAGAAGCCAGAGAGAGGUGUUCUCAAUGGAAGAACAACUGUCACAAGGGCGAGCUGCGCAGCAGAGAAGCAGGCCGCAAGGGAUUGCCUGUGUGAGUACAACUACGAGGGCCGGGGCUCUCCUGCUGGCUCAGUGGGCUGCUGCAGCCUCCUGGAGUCUGACAACGACCUGCACUUCCUUGAUGACCUUGGGACCAAGUUCAAGACCCUGGCUAAGAUCUGUUCCCCUCCUAGACCUUCGUCACCUCUGAUACCUCAAUGUACUGUACCCCCAGAUGUGGAUAAAGUUGACCGCAGAGCUGGGCCCCCAUUGGAGACAAAACCACCCAGCAUCCAUGGCAAGAGCCCCGACCAAAAUGUCAGCGUCAGCCAGCCAUCCACCAGUGUCAUGGGCUUAAACAGUACAUCCACCAGUAUCGUGCAUGGGCAAACAACCACCAGUGUCAUAGGCUUUAAUGGAGCUCCCCCCAAUUCAUGUAUUCAUGUAUUAGAAUUCAUUUUCAACAUCAACAGACAAAAUAUCUCCGCAUUUGACAAGCAAAAGAUUUGUAUGUGGCUGUAG